AUGUGCAAUUUCAUAAUUCAAGCUUUAUCAUUCACUACAGAUUUUAUUGAGCUGAAGUUGGGUAACGCUGACAUUAUUUUGGGAAUCCAUUGGCUUCGGACUUUAGGGAAGUGUCAAGUGGAUUGGGAUAUUCAUGAAUUAACAUUCAGGUAUCAUGGUGAAUGGGUUACUCUUCACGGAGAUCCCUUACUGCAUCAGGGACGAGUUUCUUUAAAGUCGAUGCAACCGUCUUUGACGAUACAACACAAAGGGGCUCCACUCGUUUUUCCAAGAAUACAGCUGGGAACACAACAGUUACAAGAAGUUUACCCUGAGCUGGAAUCCAAAUUAGAGGAGUACACCUGUGUUUUUGCAGAACCAACUAGCUUACCACCAGUCAGAGGGCGAGAACAUUCAAUUAAUUUGUUGCCAGGAAGUGGACCAAUUAGCGUCCGACCAUAUCGAUAUCCUCACGCGCAGAAGGAAGAAAUGGAGAAGCAAGUAAGCGUCAUGUUGGCAACAAGAAUUAUCAGGCCUAGUCACAACCCUUUUUCGAGUCUUGGUCUUUUGAUCAAGAAGAAAGACAGCAGCUGGAGAUUUUGUGUGGAUUAUAGGGCGCUAAACAGGGCUACUGUCGCAGACAAGUUUCCAAUUCCGAUGAUUGACCAGCUCCUGGAUGAGUUGAAUGGAGCACAGAUUUUUUCCAAGCUUGAUCUUCGCUCUGGCUACCACCAAAUCCGAAUGCAGGAGAAAGAUGUCAAGAAAACCGCUUUUAGGACUCAUGAUGGCCAUUACGAGUUUCUGGUCAUGCGGUUUGGGCUAACGAAUGCUCCAGCUACAUUUCAAGCUUUGAUGAAUGAACUCUUCAGACCUUUCUUGAGGAAGUUUGUGUUGGUGUUCUUUGAUGAUAUUUUGGUUGAGUAUCUUGGACAUAUAAUCACGUCUGAAGGAGUUUCUACCGAUCCCGGCAAGACCGCAGCAGUUCAAGAGUGGCAAUUUCCCAAAUCAGUGAAGGAGUUGCGAGGUUUCUUGGGUUUAACAGGAUAUUAUAGACGCUUUGUUCAGAACUAUGGUUUGAUUGCUCGACCUCUUACAGAGUUGUUGAAGAAGGAGAAGUUUCAAUGGUCUUCUACUGCUCAAGCUGCUUUCGAAUCUCUUAAGAAGGCUAUGGUUUCUGCCCCAGUUUUAGCUCUACCUGAUUUUAAUGAGCUUUUCAUUGUUGAAUCGGAUGCUUCUGGAUUUGGCAUUGGUGCUGUUCUAAUGCAAAACAAGAAGCCUAUUGCUUACUUCAGUAGAGGCUUAUCCUUGCGCGAACAGCUGAAGCCUAUAUAUGAGCGAGAAUUGAUGGCCAUCGUGAUGGCAAUUCUAAAAUGGAAGCAUUAUCUGAUGGGAAGAAAAUUUGUGGUGUGA
Molecule: messenger RNA, 1389 nt
Organism: Microthlaspi erraticum
Lineage: Eukaryota; Viridiplantae; Streptophyta; Magnoliopsida; Brassicales; Brassicaceae
Source: the annotation of a GenBank genome assembly